AAAGGGAAAAAAAUAGAAAAAAACGAAGGAACGAAAACUCGUUGAAUUUCUUCAGUUGAGUGUUUUUCGGAGCGACUUCACAAACUAUCCCGAGCGGAGGAAAUCCCCGGGCGAGGGGAACCAAAGUCUCCACGACUGGGAAUGAUGGAGGAUUCCCAUUUUAACUCCUACUUCUGGUCUCCAGUUCAAGGACAGAUUGAGAAUGUUGUGUUUCUAAACAAGGUGAAGGAGCAGCUCGGCCAACAGGACAAAAACCCUGCCUACCCACAUGGCUCCUCCCACUAUCCCACCACAGCAGUGGUGGCAGUUGCAGGGGGCAUGGCCAUGGAUGGAUCUGGGGGGCGUGCCCUGAAGCAGGAACAAGCGCAUCCGCCCCAUUCUUCACACAGCAUCACCGUGGUGCCCGUGCCGUCCACCGGAAUCAUGACCGCUGCGGGAUUAGUCACUCUGGUUUCUCCGGUAUCUUCCGCUCCGUCUCUCAUCCCUGGGCAUCCAACAACUACUAUGAUAACAGUACACACAGACAAGAAAGAAGACGGCAUGUCCUGCUCCCCGGUUGUCAUCCCGGUGCCAUCAAAGCGAGGGAGGAAGAAGAAAUCCACUCUCCCGUUAGUGGGCUCUCCGACAGGAAGUGACGCACUGAUGCUCGGUCACCUGGCUGGACAGGUAUGUCAGCAUCAUCCUGCCGACCCCUACGACCUCUCUGCCGACGAAGGGCCUGCUGGAAAGGAGGGUGCAAAGACAUACAGGUGCCGGAUGUGCGGCCUGACGUUCUGCAAUAAGUCAGACAUGCAGCUGCAUUCCAAGUCGCACACGGAGGUGAAGGCGCACCAGUGCCCGCACUGCUCCAAAUCCUUCGCUAACUCCAGCUACCUGGCGCAGCACAUCCGCAUCCACAGCGGCGCUAAGCCCUACAUCUGCUCCUACUGCCAGAAGGCAUUCAGGCAGCUCAGUCACUUACAGCAGCACACACGAAACCACACUGAAUCCAAACCCCACAAAUGUCCGCACUGCUCAAAGUCGUUCGCCAACACCAGCUAUUUGGCCCAGCACGUGCGGAUCCACACCGGAGUGAAACCAUACACCUGCUCUUAUUGCCAGAAGACGUUCAGGCAACUCAGCCACCUACAGCAGCAUCACAGAAUCCACACAGGAGACCGGCCGUAUAAAUGUACCCAUCCAGGCUGUGAGAAGGCCUUCACUCAGCUAUCAAAUCUUCAGUCUCACCGUCGCCAACACAACAAAGACAAGCCAUUCAAGUGCCACCACUGUAACCGUGGCUAUACGGACUCAGCAAGCCUUGAGGUCCAUCUCUCAACCCAUACAGUGAAACAUGCGAAGCUAUACUCCUGCGGCCUAUGCAAUCGCACCUACACUUCGGAAACUUACCUGAUAAAGCACAUGAGGAAACACUCCCCAGAUCUGGUACCCACCCCAACGGCGGGUCAGCAGAGCCACAGUCCCGCGCACGGAGGAGGUGCUGGAGGAGGGGGUGCAGGAGGUGCAGAUGGAGCUGCAGCAAGUCGUGCCGAGAGGACCAACCCUUACCCACAGCCAGAGGGAGUGCCAUGUGUGUUUGACCUGCAGCAGUACAAACCAGUGACAGCACCAGAUGUUUCAUACAAAACAGUCAGCGUUUCUGAUCUGUCCGCUCACAAAGACCUGUGCAUCACAGUGGAGGCCUCGGCCAUACAGGUGGAACACCUCAGUUCGUGAGGCAGGAGAGGCCUAUGGGAAGAAAAGAGUGAACACAGACUCUAUAAACAAACGUGGUGCAGCAGAAAGGAAUCAUCAGUGACGUGAUCUUACAUGACCUCUCCAGGUACGAGAGGCCUACCUAAAGUAGGGAUUAAAAGCAAACGCAAGGACUGAUUAAAUGAAAGAUAUGCUGAUGGAAAGGAAUUUCCUACUAGGCCUGCUCAAGUUCACGGAAACAAAAACAGUCAUGGACAAAAUUAAAUAUUGAGAAAAUGCCUUUUUUUUCUUUCUUUUAUUUUUUUUUUUUAAUUUCUUGGUUCUUCACAGAUAUCCCGCUCUUCCUGGUUCCAAUCUAUGGCUAGACUUUUUGAAAGCUUUUAUUUAAUACAGUGGUUGUCAUCUGUAGAUAUUUCUAUCUACUAUUACACUACGAGAUUUACACUUGCGGUUAACGGACAGUAUAUGAACAUCUUCGAUAUGUUGCGCAAUAUGCAUGUGAUAUUUUGCCCUUGAAGUAAAAAAAAAAAAAAAAGAAGGGAAAAAUCAGUUUUCAAUUAGGUUGGGAAAAAAUGUAUAUCUGACUAUCUAGUAUAUUGUGUGUAUGUGUGCAAGUUAAAGGAUGCUUUAAGUAGUGGUUUCAAAAAAGAGAAAAAAAAAACAAACAAACAAAAACACAAAAAAAAAAAAAAACAAAGAGGAUCCUGAGUGUCAACUCUUGCCAGUCACAAGCUCUCAAAAUUCUGGCAUGGACUUUUAAUAAUCCUUGUUCACUCUUCAUUUGUGUGGAUGAUGUAAUACGCUCACUAUUGUUAGUCUACCGCUACUUCAUCUUAGUAUUAAUUCUUGUAAUGGAUCUUACGCCCUAUCAUAGUCAUUAAUACGAUCAGAAUAGAAUUAAUUAUCCUUUGAAAACAAUAAUAAAAUGUAAAAUGUGUCACA
Hemibagrus wyckioides is the source of this 2637-nucleotide messenger RNA. RefSeq names its product zinc finger protein 384 b (gene znf384b). Gene Ontology annotation, molecular function: DNA-binding transcription factor activity, RNA polymerase II-specific; RNA polymerase II cis-regulatory region sequence-specific DNA binding. Gene Ontology annotation, cellular component: nucleus. Gene Ontology annotation, biological process: central nervous system development; regulation of transcription by RNA polymerase II. The transcript has 11 exons. Lineage: Eukaryota; Metazoa; Chordata; Actinopteri; Siluriformes; Bagridae. The record is from RefSeq and is a predicted model, not a curated record. Bases 142 to 1716 code for a protein of 524 amino acids.